This is a messenger RNA of Gracilinanus agilis (Agile Gracile Mouse Opossum), 843 nucleotides long. Its product is annotated as CCR4-NOT transcription complex subunit 7-like. The coding region runs from base 1 to 843 and encodes 280 amino acids. NCBI's taxonomy places the organism in Eukaryota, Metazoa, Chordata, Mammalia, Didelphimorphia, Didelphidae. Gene Ontology annotation, cellular component: CCR4-NOT core complex; P-body; CCR4-NOT complex. The transcript has a single exon. The record is from RefSeq and is a predicted model, not a curated record. Gene Ontology annotation, molecular function: poly(A)-specific ribonuclease activity; nucleic acid binding.
AUGCCAGCAACUCUAGAUCAUAGCCAAAGAAUUUGUGAAGUUUGGGCUUGGAACCUGGAUGAGGAGAUGAAGAAAAUCCGUCAAGUGAUACAGCAGUAUAAUUAUGUUGCCAUGGACACCGAGUUUCCAGGUGUGGUUGCAAGACCCAUUGGACAAUUCAGAAGUAAUGCCCACUAUCAGUACCAGCUUUUGAGAUGUAAUGUUAACUUGCUAAAGAUAAUUCAGCUUGGAUUGACAUUUAUGAACGAGCAAGGAGAAUACCCUCCAGGAACCUCUACAUGGCAAUUCAACUUCAAGUUUAAUUUAACUGAGGACAUGUAUGCCCAGAACUCCAUCAAGGUCCUGACAAAGGCAGGGAUCCAGUUUAAAAAGCUAGAGGAAGAAGGAAUUGAGACAGAGUAUUUUGCAGAACUUCUCAUGACAUCGGGUGUUGUGCUGUGUGAGGGGGUCAAGUGGCUUUCAUUUCACGGAGGCUAUGACUUUGGCUAUUUGAUCAAAAUCCUGACCAACUCUCACCUACCUGAAGAAGAGCUGGACUUCUUUGAGAUCCUGCGAUUGUUCUUUCUGGCCAUCUAUGAUGUCAAGUACCUCAUGAAGAGCUGCAAGAACCUCAAGGGUGGACUGCGGGAAGUGGCUAAGCAGCUUGAGUUGGAAUGGCGAGGCCCCCAGCACCAGGCAGGAGCUGAUUCCUUACUGACAGGAAUGGUCUUUUUCAAAAUGAGAGAAACGUUCUUUGAAGAUCACAUCGACGAUGCCAAGUACUGUGGGUACCUGUACGGCCUUCAUUCGGGCUCUUCCUAUAUGCAGGAUGCUUAUGAAGAGGAGGCCAACAAACAGUCUUAA